AUGGUUGUUAAUGCACAAUUGCGCAUUCGUGUUACAUCAAUGAGUGGAAAAGAAGCGGAGCAGUGCAUUUCAAAGCAAGCAUAUUUCGAUUCUGGAAAGAAACAGUUGAUAAUCUUGAGUCUGUAUGCUAGAUGUGAUAAACCAUUGUCGGAUGCAUUCGAAAAUGCGCGAAAAUCUCCUCGUACUCUCAAAAUCCGCCUCAUCAAAACAGCUCAAGACUACGAAGAGGUACUUCGGAAGCCACAUGAAUUGUGUUAUGUGACUAUCACUGAGGAUGUGGAUGAAAAGAAUGUCAUAUGGUUUUUUAUCGACUGCCUUAAAAGUAAGCAUUUUUAG
Gongylonema pulchrum is the source of this 336-nucleotide messenger RNA. NCBI's taxonomy places the organism in Eukaryota, Metazoa, Nematoda, Chromadorea, Rhabditida, Gongylonematidae. The record is from the annotation of a GenBank genome assembly.